AUCAUAUUGGAGAGCGGAUAAUCGCAUAGAUACAACAUGGACUUUGCAAGAUCGUGUUUGUUGGUCUUUGCUCUCUUUGCCGCCGUUCACAUUCAAAGCGCUGUCGCAGGUCCUUCAGUGCUCGGUAAAAACUGCACGGCGGCUGCGGAUUGUUCAAGUAUAGCGAACGCUACUUGCACUAACAACAAAUGCGAUUGUACAGCAGCCUUCAAAGUGUCUGCUCAACAAUGCGCUCCAAAAGGAAUAGGCGAUAACUGUACGGCUAAUGCAAGUUGUGCUGCCGUGAAUCAUUCAACGUGCGAUAAAACAACCCAUAAAUGUGUGUGCCUUACGACGCACAAAACUGUCAAAGGACAGUGUAAAACGAAAGGACUAGGAGAUAACUGUAAAGCUAACAAGGAAUGUGCUGCUGUAAAUCAGUCAAUUUGCGAUAGUUCCACAAGUCACCAGUGUGUAUGUGCCGCGACACACAAAGCCGUUGGCGGUCUCUGUCAACAGAAAG
This is a messenger RNA of Mercenaria mercenaria, 502 nucleotides long. RefSeq names its product multiple epidermal growth factor-like domains protein 11. NCBI's taxonomy places the organism in Eukaryota, Metazoa, Mollusca, Bivalvia, Venerida, Veneridae. The record is from RefSeq and is a predicted model, not a curated record. The annotation marks the transcript as partial. The transcript is spliced from 5 exons.